This is a messenger RNA of Chironomus riparius, 3552 nucleotides long. The record is from the annotation of a GenBank genome assembly. Lineage: Eukaryota; Metazoa; Arthropoda; Insecta; Diptera; Chironomidae.
AUGGCAAUUUUUGAACACAACUUUGAGUUAUCAAUUAUUGAUAAGACAUUAAAGUGCAUACCGAAGAGAUUAUCAGUCAAUGUCAAGGACUUUCGAUUUGAACAGCAUAAACCUGAAGUUUAUGACAGUAAGGCAUCGAUUGUGAUUAUGAUUGCUGAUAAAAUUGACAUGCUCAAAUUCAGGAAGAUCAUGACUGAUAAGCGGCUAUCAUCAAUACUACAUCACAUGGCAAAGUUCCUUAUCGUCACAUCAACCAGAAACAGCCAACUAGGACAAGUCGCAUCGAAAUUCUUUCCUAAAGUUGGCAUCUUCAAUUUCGGUCUAGUAUAUGAGAAGGAUGAAGACAUUUUUGUGGAAGUUUCAAACCAUUUCACAAACUCAACUGCUAUCUUAAAUGCAACGUCACUGUCGGCUUCUAGGAAGAAUCCUUGGAAAGGCAUCUCAAGCAAGAUUUUUCCUGACAAACUGAAGAACCUCAAUGGCUACACCUAUCGCAUUGCUUAUCAUCACGGAAUGUCCUACGCUCAUUAUAUUCCCGAAAAUGAGAAACUUGUUGCCAAGAAUCAAAACUUUUUCAAAUCUGUCGCUGACCUUCAAAAUGCCACAUUAGAAUUCAUUCUUAUAAUGGCAACUGAGCAGCAUGAUAUUCAACCAGUUAUGGAGAAUUUAAUACUUAAUCAAAAAAUGGAUGUUACUAUCAGUGAAUCAAGGUUGACUCCUCCGAAUACUUCAAAAAUCUUCACUUACGAUGAAAUUGCAGUUUGUGCUAUGAUUCCAAAAAGCUUGAAAAUUGAAAUUGCUGGAUUGAAAUUAAUCGAUUUCCGAAAGAAUUACACAAGAAAAUUAUUGACAAUUUUGCUUGUUUCUAGUUUCAUGAUUGUUUGGCGACUGUACAAAAAUCGAGGAGCAGUGGAUUCUACAUGGAGAAUUGCUUUUGUCGGAUUUGCUCACUUCACUGGACAUCACAUAAAAAUUAGUCGAAAUAAUCGUCGAAUUUUGUUGAUUUUACUUCAAACUGCUUUAUUUAUGGCGAUUUUUAUCAAAAACUUUUAUGAAUGCCACAUUUCGUCGAUAGCCAUAAAUAGAAAAGUUGAUGCAAAAUUCGAAAGCAUUGAGGAGAUUCUCCAGUAUGGAAAAAUACAAAUGGCUGUAGAUGAAAGUGUAAAUGAUGUUUUAAAAGAUUUUGCCGAAUAUCAGGAACAAGUGGAGAAAGGUUUUCUGGAUAUUGCUUACAAAUAUGGAGAUAAGAUCGAAAUAAUUGAUGAGUAUGUUGCAGCUAGAAUUGCAUUCACCAAAUGUGACUACCUUGAUCAUUAUAUUCGAGCUUCUAAAUCCGUAGCUCAUUAUAUGCUACCACAGCGAUUCUAUGUACGAUUUCUUGCACUUGAUGUUCCAUUAUUGAGUCCAUUUGCAGCGCGACUUCAAAAUAUCCUGUCUCAUGCGUUUGACUCAGGAUUAACACAAAAAUGGGAGACAAUUUACCUAACAGAGCUCUUUGACACCAAAAACAGCAAUUUAAAGCUUUACGAAGCUAAGGACGAGCAUGGAGAAUUUAUUACAUUCAGAGAAUUUAAAAAACCUCUCAAAAUCAUAUUCGGAUUAUAUUCCAUUGCCACAUUUGUGUUUCUGUCCUUCAAUAUGGACGCAACAUUGCUUUACAUUGUAGCAUUCUACGCAAUUCUAGUUUUGAAAGUCAAUUGCGAUGAAACUUUGAGAAAAUUAAAGAUCAUCAACGGCUCAAAAGUAACAAAAUUUAUCUGCGAUGCAGUUGAGGAUACAUACAUGAAGAAUCAACAAAUUAGCACAGUCUACAUGGCAAUCUUCAAGAACAAAAUUGAGUCAUCAUUAAUCGAUGAAACAAUAAAGUGCAUUCCAAAGAGAUUGUCAGUCAUUGUUACAGAUUUCCGAUCUGAUCAUCAAAAGCUUGAUAAAGGCAACAGGAAGGCAUCGAUUGUGAUUGUGAUUGCUGAUCAAACAAACACGGUGAGGAUAGUCUUGAACAGCCAAACAGCACGGAUUGUAUCGAAAUUUCUUCCUAAAGUUGGCUUCAUCAAUUUCUGUCUGGUAUAUGAGAAGGAUGAAGAAGUUUUUGUGGAAGUUUCAAACCAUUUCACAAACUCAACUGUCAUCUUAAACGGAACAUCACUAGCUUCUUCUAGAAAUAAUCUUUUUAAAGGCAUCUCAAGCAAAAUUUUUCCUGACAAGCUAAAGAACCUCAAUGGCUACACAUUCAACAUUGCUUAUCAUCCAGGAAUGUCCAAUGCGCAUUAUAUUCACGACAAACAAAAUCUUAUUGCAAAAAAUCGAUACUUUUUCGAUGUGGUAGCUGCAACUCUAAAUGGCAACGUCAGUUACUUAAUUUUUAACAGAACUUCGCCAGAUCUACUUGAGACUAAAUUAACAAAAAUGCUUCAUAAGCGUCAAAUUGAUGCCACUUUAAGUGAAUCAAUGUUGUCUGAUCAAUUAUCUGAAAGCAUAUGGACAUAUGAUGGAAAUGCCAUCUGUGCAAUGAUUCCACACAGCAUAAAUCGUGAAAAUUUUGUAAUGAAUUUCAGUAUAUUUUGGAAAGAUAAUAUGGGAAGGCUUUACCUAAUUUCUUUAUUCUUGUUAACUUUCUUAGUUUGGAGAUUAUAUAAAGGACGUGGUGCUGCUGACUCAAUCACAAAUAUAAUGUUCGUCAUGUAUGCUUAUUACACUGGACAUCAUACGAGAACGAGUCCCAACAAUCGAUUUAUAUUGAAAUUGUUGCUUCAAAUCAUUUCCAUUGCCAUGCUUGUCAUUAGAAUUUUUUCUGAAUGUGAAAUAACUUCGACUGCAAUUGAUGUUAAGUCUGCAAAACAAUUUAAUUCUAUCGACGAUGUACUAAGACACUGUGGAUUAAGCAUAGUCAUUAGUUCAAGUGCUAAGCAGCUUUUAUCAUAUUUAAAGAAUCAGACAACAGACACAAAUCAGGGAAGUUACACUAUUAAAAAUGUAUAUCGUAGAGUAGACAGAGAGAUUCGGGGAUAUGCAGCAGAUGAAGUUGUCAUUUCUAAAUGUGACUUUUUAGAUCAUUACAUAAGAGGUUCAAGUUUUAGCACACAUUAUAUCCUUCCGCAACGAUUCUUUUCACAUUUUAUCAAGCUUGAUGUUGGCCAUUUGAGUCCAUUUACAGAACGAUUUCAAAACAUGAUGAACCAUGCUUUCGACACUGGAUUGACUCAAAAGUGGGAGAAAUAUUACCUAACUGAUAUGUUUGGAAGUAGAAACGAGAAUCUGAGAAGCUACACGGAUAGCGAAUCUUAUGAACAUUUAAUUGGGUUCGAACAACUUAAGAGGCUUUUCGAGCUAAUGAUUGGAAUCUAUGGAGCAGCAAGUGUUGUUUUACUUUGUGAGAUAUUUUGGCAUAGUUUUUUGAGGAGGUUAUCAUGGAGAUUAGUAUUGAAAAUUUUCAGAAGGUGUCAAAGAGAUGGACUGAUAAAAUCGGAAUCUGUUGCAAGAAUUCAUCAUUUUUUGAGGCAACGAAGAGUCAUGAAUGCAAGGAUGAUUCAGGUUCGACCUAUUGAGACUUAA